AUGCUUAGAUCAAGUCUUCUCCGGUCUACUGCCUCCCACCGUUUGGGAAAAACCCUUGCCAUUGCUGCUUCUGCCUCUCACUUCUCAAAUGUCAUUAAUGUCCUGCUGACAAUUAGAAACUACACUACCCCAAACGGCGUGGUACUCCCUGAUACCAUGAAAGCUGCGGUGUACGAAGGUCCCUUGGAUAUCAUUUGCAAAGAGGUCCCGAUCCCAAAAAUCACCCACCCAGAAGACGCACUUAUCAAAGUCACCCAAUCGUCGAUUUGUGGCACCGAACUUCAUUUCUACCGGGGUCAUUUGGCCACUUCUACCGGUCAUAUCAUGGGCCAUGAAACUGUUGGGGAAGUUAUAGAUGUUGGAUCACAAGUCACCAAUUUCAAACCUGGUGAUAAAGUGAUUUCUUGCUUCACCACCCAAUGUGGGAAAUGUUGGUACUGUGUCCGGGGUUACUCUUCCAAAUGUUACAAUACGGCAGUAUUUGGCACCACUGCCCUUGAUGGCGGGCAAGCUCAAUACCUUAGAAUUCCCCAGGCUGAUGGGACGUUGUUCCACAAACCCCCGGGACUCGAUGAUAAUGUGGCCUUAUUGAUGUGCGAUAUUUUCCCUACUGGGUACUUUUGCGUGUCGAAUUUCACCAAGAAAUUCCCAAAGGAAAGAGUGGAAGAAGCGGUGGCGGUACAAUUUGGAUUAGGUCCGGUAGGACAAUGUGCACUUGCCUCAGCCAAAGAAUUGGGGAUCAAGAAACUUUAUGCCGUCGAUUCCAUCCCUUCACGACUCGAAGUGGCAGAGAAAUUCGGGGCUAUCCCGUUAGUAUUGGGAAAAGAUAAUAUCAAACAAAUUCUUUUGGAUGCCACUGAAAAUCGUGGGGCCGAUGUGGUAUUUGAAAUCGUUGGUAGUAAAGAAGCCAUUGGUAUGGCGUUCGACGUUGUUCGUCCAUUUGGUUACAUAUCGUCUAUUGGCUACCAUCAUGAUGCUUUACCGUUCUCUGGGUUGGAUUGUUAUAUGAAGAAUGUCACCAUCCAGUUUGGUAGAUGUCCUGCUUGGUCAUUGUUCCCAGAGUCGUUGCCAAUUUUGCAAAAGAAUCAGCAUUUAUUCAAAGAUUUUAUCGAUACCAAGAUUGAUAUCGAAGAUAUCAGUAAAGGAUAUGACAUUUUUGAUAAACAUUUGGUUAGAAAAGUUGUUUGUGAACAUCAUCAUCAUCAUCAUUAA
Saccharomycopsis crataegensis is the source of this 1212-nucleotide messenger RNA. RefSeq names its product alcohol dehydrogenase family protein. Lineage: Eukaryota; Fungi; Ascomycota; Saccharomycetes; Ascoideales; Saccharomycopsidaceae. Gene Ontology annotation, molecular function: zinc ion binding; oxidoreductase activity. Bases 1 to 1212 code for a protein of 403 amino acids. The transcript has a single exon. The record is from RefSeq and is a predicted model, not a curated record.